AAAGGUGGGAGAGCUGUUCAGAAUAGGUUCAGAGUGGGGUAGGAGGGCCAGAAUCACCGAAGUCAGAGAGGGAUAGGUUUGGGGGGUGCGGGAUCAGGGUUGGGGGGAUCGGGACCAGGAUUGGGGGGAGCGAGCCCCACGUGCCUGUGACGCUGGGGCGCCCGGGAGGCGGCGGCAGCAGCUGUGGCGGCGGCGGCGGCUGAGGGAGACGUGGGGACCGGGCUGUCGGUAGCCUAGACGAGCCGUGCCGGGCCGGGCCAGGCCGGAGGAAGAUGCUACCGGCCACGUUGCCCCUCCUGGGGAUGCCGCUGCCCGGGGAAGGGGCAGGAGUGGCCGCCGAGGCCGCGGGAGAAUCCGUCCUGCCCCCUGCGGGCUUGGCGCUGUUGCGCUGGCAAUGGCACGAGGUGGAGGCGCCCUACCUGGUGGCCGUGUGGAUCCUGGUGGCCAGCUUGGCCAAGAUCGUUUUUCACCUCUCCCGGAAAGUGACUUCUGUUGUCCCCGAAAGCUGCCUGCUGAUUUUGCUGGGUCUGGCACUGGGAGGCAUCGUUCUGGCUGUGGCCAAGAAAGCAGAGUACCAGCUGGAGCCGGGCACCUUCUUCCUCUUCCUUCUACCCCCUAUUGUACUUGACUCGGGCUACUUCAUGCCCAGCCGGCUCUUCUUUGACAACCUGGGGGCCAUUCUCACCUAUGCUGUGGUGGGCACGCUGUGGAACUCCUUCACUACAGGGGCUGCCCUUUGGGGGGUCCAGCAGGCUGGACUUAUGGCUUCCACCGUACAAGCUGACUUGCUUGACUUCUUGCUCUUCGGAAGCCUAAUCUCUGCCGUGGACCCUGUGGCCGUCUUGGCGGUCUUUGAGGAGGUGCACGUCAAUGAGACCCUCUUCAUCAUUGUCUUUGGGGAGUCGCUGCUCAACGAUGCAGUCACAGUGGUGCUGUAUAAGGUGUAUAACUCCUUCGUGGAGAUGGGCUCAGUCAAUGUCCAGCCUGUUGACUAUGUAAAAGGAGUCGCCUCCCUCUUUGUGGUCAGUCUGGGCGGGGCAGCCGUGGGCUUAGUUUUUGCCUUCUUCCUGGCCCUGACCACACGUUUCACCAAGCGGGUCCGUAUCAUCGAGCCUCUGCUGGUCUUCCUCUUGGCCUAUGCUGCUUACCUCACAGCGGAGAUGGCCUCGCUCUCCGCCAUCCUUGCAGUGACGAUGUGUGGAGUGGGCUGUAAGAAGUAUGUGGAGGCUAACAUCUCCCACAAGUCCCGUACGGCUGUCAAAUACACCAUGAAGACGCUGGCCAGCUGUGCCGAGACUGUCAUCUUCAUGUUGCUUGGCAUCUCUGCUGUUGACUCCUCUAAGUGGGCCUGGGACACUGGGCUGGUGCUUGGUACCCUGCUCUUCAUCCUGCUCUUCCGUGCCCUCGGCGUAGUCCUGCAGACAUGGGUGCUGAACCAGUUCCGGCUGGUCCCUUUGGACAAGAUUGACCAGGUGGUGAUGUCCUAUGGGGGCCUGCGAGGGGCUGUGGCUUUUGCUCUCGUCAUCCUUCUGGAUAAGACCAAGGUCCCUGCCAAGGACUACUUUGUGGCAACGACCAUUGUGGUGGUCUUCUUCACAGUCAUCGUGCAGGGUCUGACCAUAAAGCCUCUCGUCAAGUGGCUCAAAGUGAAACGGAGUGACCACCACAAGCCCACCUUGAACCAGGAACUACAUGAACACACCUUUGACCAUAUUUUGGCAGCUGUAGAAGAUGUGGUUGGCCACCAUGGCUAUCACUACUGGAGGGACAGGUGGGAACAGUUUGACAAGAAGUACUUGAGUCAGCUACUGAUGCGCCGGUCCGCUUAUAGAAUCCGGGACCAGAUCUGGGAUGUGUACUAUAAACUCAACAUCCGAGAUGCCAUCAGUUUUGUGGACCAGGGAGGCCACGUCUUAUCGUCAGCAGGGCUCACGCUGCCCUCCAUGCCGAGCCGGAGCUCUGCCGCGGAGACCUCCGUCACCAACCUGCUGCGGGAGAGCGGCAGCGGUGCCUGCCUAGACCUCCAAGUGAUUGACACAGUUCGAAGUGGCAAGGACCGGGAAGAUGCCAUCAUGCACCAUCUGCUCAGCGGCGGUCUCUACAAACCCCGUCGGAGGGUGAGAUGCACAGAGUACAAGACCAGCUGUAGUCGCCAUUUUAUCUCAGAGGACGCCCAGGCCCGGCAGGACAAGGAAGUAUUUCAGCAGAACAUGAAGCGGAGACUAGAGUCCUUCAAGUCCACCAAGCACAACGUGUGCCUGUCCAAGAGCAAGCUGAGGCUCCGGAAGGCUGGCCGGAAGAAGAAGGAUGGUUCAGCAGACAAAGAGACUCCAAAUGGGAAACCUCAUCAAGCCUCAAACUUACCGGACACAGCUGCGGUGAUCUUAGCGGUGGAGUCUGAUGAAGAGGAGGAGAGCGACAGCUCAGAGACAGAGAAGGAGGAUGACGAGGGCAUUGUCUUCGUGGCUCGGGCCACCAAUGAGGUUUUCCAAGAACACAAGGUGCCAGGGAGCAUGGACGUAUGCCCGAGCCCGCGCGUCAUUCCCCCUUCACCAACCUGUGCUGAGAAGGAGCUGCCCUGGAAGAGUGGGCAGGGGGACCUGGCCGUGUACGUGUCAUCGGAGACCACCAAGAUUGUGCCUGUGGACAUGCAGACGGGCUGGAAUCAGAGCAUCUCGUCCCUGGAGAGCCUGGCAUCUCCGCCCUGCGCCCAGGCUGCCCUGAGAGCGGCCCGCCCUCGGGCCUGUGCCCCCCCGCGAGGAGAGGAGCUCCGGGACCCGCUGGCUGCUCUGGCGACGCCGGCGCCCGAGCCCCACGCUGGCUUCACCUUCACCCCGAGUCUUGCCAAGGCGGGUCGCUCCCGGAGCGAGAGCAGCGCAGAUGCGCCCGAGCAGCAGGAGCUGCAGCCCCUCAUGGCACCAGAGGACCAUGGGUGCCUCAGUCCGGGCACCGCCAAUGCCCGGUGGCUCAUCCAGUUCAACAGAGCCGGUCGGCUGUAGCCUUGAGACCCGAGGGAUCCAGGAGGGCGUGGGGAAGGGAAGGACAGGGACUAGGGAAGAGGAGGAGGGGCUCCUGGAUGCUGACCAGGGCGCGGGGCUCCUUGGCCGACCCUGGGCCCAGUACCAGCCAUGGCAGAGGCAGCCGAUGGGAAGGGGCCUCCCUCUACCACGCCCGCUGAACGUCGUCCUCGGGGUCUCCAGGCUAACUUCUAGGAAGGCACAAGAAGCUUGAGGCUGAGGCCUGAGCAUGCCCGGGGCCCUGGGCGAUGGCAUCUUUCCUUCCGUGUCUCCCUGGGGUGGCCCCUAACCCUGGCCUCGCCCCCAGGGCUUCAGGGGGCUGCUCCCCACCCCAGCUGCCCUUUGUCUCGGCUUCUUUCUCCCGGGGUACCAGCCUUUGCCCCCAAACCCCUUCCACGGAGACCCAGGAAGUGUCCUUCCCUACUCUGGGCCAGGUUGUGAGGGAACAGCAGUUGUCCUGGGAACCCCCAAGCCCCCUGCAGGUCAGGGUGUCUCAGCAGUUGGGAACUGGAGGACUCACCAACUCCUCUCCUUCCCCUCGCGGCUUUGGACCUUGCGAGUGUGUGUGUGCGCACACGCGUGUGCUCUGGGGUGGGAGGGAGAAGGGGGCAGGGGAACAUAGCCGCCCUCUCCCUCAAUCCCUUCCACAGCACAGGCUUGGCCAGGCAGCGAGAGGCAGGGUCCGUCGGGGUUCUCUGAGAAGCCUGAUGGGGAUUAUUGUGGGGAGAGGGGACGAUGGGGACUGCCUUCCCAGACGCACCGCUCUCCGCGGCUGAGAGCUUCCUCCUUCCCCUGCCUUUACAAGCCUGCUUCUCUCCUCCCCUCCUCCUCUCUUCUCUACGUCUCUCCAUUUGACCCUCUCUCAGCCUGAGGCCUCCAGGCUGGGCCUAGGCCUGUGGCGGGGCUUCCUCCUGCGUGUGGCCCGGGACCUGGCUUGCCUCAGGCCCCCUCUGAUCAGGGUUCUCUCCAUGUGGGGGUCUCCUUGGGGAGGCGGACGAGCCGGCGGCGGUGGAUGGGCCUCUGCCUUUCCCACCCAUUCUCGAGAUGAUGGUGGGAGUCUGCCAUUGGAUGGGGAGGCGGGUGGUUCUCACCAGUAAGUUGGGGCAGUUGGGCCGGACAGUGGGCGAUCCUCCUCUUGGGCUAGUCUCUGUAUUACCUCCCUUCCCGGAUUCGGUCUUUUGUAUCUUGAACCUGAGGAACAUUAAACAUCUCUCAGAUGGA
This is a messenger RNA of Monodelphis domestica (gray short-tailed opossum), 4238 nucleotides long. It is a transcript of the gene SLC9A5, whose product is annotated as solute carrier family 9 member A5. Gene Ontology annotation, molecular function: potassium:proton antiporter activity; sodium:proton antiporter activity. Gene Ontology annotation, cellular component: plasma membrane. NCBI's taxonomy places the organism in Eukaryota, Metazoa, Chordata, Mammalia, Didelphimorphia, Didelphidae. Gene Ontology annotation, biological process: regulation of intracellular pH; sodium ion import across plasma membrane; proton transmembrane transport. The record is from RefSeq and is a predicted model, not a curated record.